AUGAAACGAGGAACGGCACCGGGACGGGACAAGAUAACCGUGAAACUGCUUGCCAAUCUUCCCGACCCCACCUACGACACCCUCUUCGCUUUCAUCAACUCGAUCUGGCUUGGCGAGGCACCCCUCCCAAUCGAAUGGAAGAUCGCUCUGGUAACUUUUAUUCCAAAAGCCGGCAAAGCCAUAAACACAGACAACAUCUGCCCCAUCUCCGUCACGUCUUGUGUGGGAAAGCUGAUGGCGACCAUGGUGCGGGACAGGCUGUCUGGGUUUCUGGAAAACCAAAAUGCAUUCUCAGACACCAUGUUUGGUUUCCGCCCGCAUCGGUCCACGCAGGAUGUUCUGCUUCAACUCAACCGAGAAAAUCUCAACCCUGUCGAAUACCCCCUCAACGAUAAGGCAAUACUCGCCCUAGACUUGAAGGGGGAUUUCGAGAAUGUCACACACGAAAUUAUCCUGCAACUACUCUCCCAGACCAACUGUUGA
This is a messenger RNA of Dermacentor silvarum, 483 nucleotides long. RefSeq lists its product as uncharacterized. The record is from RefSeq and is a predicted model, not a curated record. NCBI's taxonomy places the organism in Eukaryota, Metazoa, Arthropoda, Arachnida, Ixodida, Ixodidae. The transcript has a single exon. Bases 1 to 483 code for a protein of 160 amino acids.